AGUUGUAAUAUUCUUCGUAAGUUUGGUCAAUAGUUGUUUUGAUAACACUAUUAUUUUUGUCUUUCGAAUUUCGUUAUUGUACAAGUUUGUGUAAGUUUAUGGUGCUUUUUCUUUCAAUACAUAUAUAAAGAAUUUACUUCCAAAAUGUCUUCCUGGAAGAAAGCCGCAAAAGCAAAUCAAAAAACCCAUAAAGAGAGACAUCAGCCAGAGUCUCGCAAACAUUUAGGUCUUCUGGAGAAAAAGAAGGAUUACAAGAAACGUGCUGAUGAUUAUCAUAAAAAGGGAGAUACUCUAAAGCUCAUACGAAAGCGCGCACUUGAUAAGAACCCCGAUGAAUUCUAUUUCCACAUGAUCAACUCUAAGGUUAAGGAUGGUAUACAUCAUGAAUAUGAAAAAGAUGACGUACACAGCACUGAACAGAUCAAGUUAAUGCAGACACAAGACAUAAAAUACAUUAAUAUGAAGAGGACUAUGGAGACACGGAGAAUUCAAAGACUACAGUCAAACCUACACAUGACAGAUCUGGCCGACUCUACACCAAACACACAUGUUUUCUUUGUUGAUGAAGAUGAAGAGAAGAACUUCGACAUUGCCAAGAGACUUGACACACAUCCUGCACUUAUCAAUAGAAAAUCAAACAGACCAAGAUUGUCAGAUCUUCAUAAAUUGAACUUACCUGCUGUAGAUAAAAAGACAUUGGAUUUUGCCUCGAAUAUAAAAGAAAAGUCAUACAAAGAGUUGUCAAAGAGGAUAGAAAGAGAGAAACUUUUAACUGUAGUACAACAGAAGAUGGAACUGAAGCGACAUCUGAAUGAUGCCAGAAUUAUGAAGCCCAAGAAGAUACAAUGUGGGACUGCAGUCUCUGCCCCGGUCUAUAAGUUCCAGUACAUCAGGAAGAAAUAAAACUUUAUAUUUUUUUU
This is a messenger RNA of Leptidea sinapis, 920 nucleotides long. Its product is annotated as probable U3 small nucleolar RNA-associated protein 11. Gene Ontology annotation, cellular component: small-subunit processome; nucleolus. The transcript is spliced from 4 exons. Lineage: Eukaryota; Metazoa; Arthropoda; Insecta; Lepidoptera; Pieridae. Gene Ontology annotation, biological process: rRNA processing. The record is from RefSeq and is a predicted model, not a curated record. Bases 145 to 903 code for a protein of 252 amino acids.